CUGAAAGUAAAGAUGGAGAUGACAAGAUAUUUUCCUGCAUUGUUUCUGAUCUGCUCUCUCUCCAUGGCUCAGCUCCAAGCUGCAGACGAUAAUGAAAUUAUUUCACAUUUAAGGCAAACAGAAUCACAGGCAGCAGAUGCAGGGAAUCUCUCUGACAAUCAACAAACUUGUGCACAGGACAUCAAUGCAGUGCUGAGAGAGAUGAGCUCCUCAUUGGCUGGACUGAAGGUAGAGAUGAGGUACCUACAGAGAGAUUAUGAAGAAAAAACGAAAGAACUGGAGCUGCUGAAACAACUGUACCAAGCUCAAACGAAAGAAGUGGAGGUGCAGAAAGAAGAGUUGGACAAACUGAAACAACAGCAUCAAGCUCAUGCAGAGGAACUGCUGAGAGUUCAAACCAGGGCAAACGGCACUGAACAGCAGGUGGAGGCUUUGAGGACAGAAGGAGAAGUGAAACGAGUGGCUUUCUCAGCCUCCUUGUUGGACUCAGGUGGUGGAGAGUUUGGUCCAUUUAACACACACACAACUCUGGUCUUCAGACAUGUUGUUUCAAACAUUGGAAAUGCCUACAACAAAAACACAGGUUUUUUCACAGCUCCAGUCAGAGGAGUCUACCACUUUGAGUUCUAUAUCUAUGGACCUGGACAUGCUUCAUAUCCUUCAGGUGCUGUGUUGACUAAGAAUGGAGAACAUAUAGUUAUUGCAUAUGAACAUCAGCCUUCUGAUGCUGCUAAAUCUGCUAAUGGUGUCACAUUGCUGCUAGAGGUUGGAGAUGUUGUAUUUUUGCGUCAGUGGCAAAACUCAAGAAUUUAUGACAACCAAAAUCGUCACACAACCUUCAGUGGUCCUCUGCUUUUCACCAUGUGAGCAGCAAGCAGGGCUGAUUUCAACCAUCAUCUCUACAUGUCAGAACUGACUUUGAGCUACAUUGGUGUGAAAAGUUAUUUGCUUUUUUCUUGAUGUUCUAAUAUUUUGCAUGUUUGUUAUAAUUCAGUGAUUCGUAACAUCAGCUCAAUUUAAAUUAACUAAACACAAAGUGCAGUUUUGAAAUAAGGAUGUUUUUUCUGAAGGUAGGAAAUAAUCCUAACCCACCUCGUCCUGUGUGACAAAGUGAUUAACCUGAUUACUGCCACACCUGUUCUCAAUUAAAACAUCACAUAAGAGCUUCCUGGAAAAGCAAAGUACACAAGCAGUUCCUCAAAACGUUGACUUCAUUUUGAGAUCCACCAAAA
Poeciliopsis prolifica (blackstripe livebearer) is the source of this 1232-nucleotide messenger RNA. RefSeq lists its product as uncharacterized. The transcript is spliced from 6 exons. Lineage: Eukaryota; Metazoa; Chordata; Actinopteri; Cyprinodontiformes; Poeciliidae. Bases 13 to 867 code for a protein of 284 amino acids. Gene Ontology annotation, molecular function: protein binding. The record is from RefSeq and is a predicted model, not a curated record.